Molecule: messenger RNA, 1121 nt
Organism: Apis florea (little honeybee)
Lineage: Eukaryota; Metazoa; Arthropoda; Insecta; Hymenoptera; Apidae
Product: thioredoxin domain-containing protein
Source: RefSeq, a predicted model, not a curated record
AUAAGAUGAAGUAGAACAUGAAUGUUAACCUCUUUGACGUGUAUGAGUUGUCCAUGAAAAUAUUCUAUACAAUAUCGUUGAUCUAAUUCAAUACGAAAUGUUACGAAUCAUAUUUUUCAUCUUGAUAUGUAGUUUUGUUGAUGUUUAUUCUGCCAGUCUCGAAACAGUGAGUGAUGAAGAGCUUAUAAAUCUCAUAAAAACUGAAAAAUAUGUGGUCGUACUUUUCUCAAGCAAAGAUUGUACGACAUGUGAUAACUAUGAGAAUGAAUUGAUUCAUUUAAGGGAAGAUUUGGUAAAUUCAUUGUCAAGCUGGGUUAUAAAAGCUGUUGAUAGUCAAUUGCUUCGUCUCUAUAGUGCUGACAAAGAACCAGCACUUGUAUUUUUCAGACACGGAAUGCCUUUACUUUAUGAUGGUCCAUUAAAUGAUGAAGAAAUUUUAACUAUAUUUACUGAAAACAAGGAACCUACUGUAAAAGAAUUAACAGAUGAUACUUUUGAACAUUUAACUCAAGCAAGUAGUGGAGCUACAACUGGAGAUUGGUUUGUUAUGUUUUAUAGUACAGAUUGUGUGGAAUGUGUUAGAAUGAUUGCAAGAUGGGAAGCUGUAGGUGCAAAAUUAAAACAAAGGGUUAAUGUAGCACGUAUUGAUAAAUAUACAACUGGAGCAUCUACAGCAAGAAGAUUUAAUGUUUAUAAAGCUCCUGAAUUUAUAUUAUUUAGACAUGGAAAAAUGUAUCGUUAUCAGAUUACAAAAUAUGAUAUUAACUCUUUUGUAUCAUUUGCAAAAGAAUGGUAUAAAAAUGCACGUGCAGAAUCUGUUCCUGUACCACAAAGCCCAUUUGAUGAUCUUGUACAAAUGAUUGCAAAUUUCCUUCGUGAAAAUCCGUGGAUAAUGAAACUCGGUAGUAUAACAAUUGGUGUAUUUAUUAUCAUUUCUGUAGCUUCUAAAUUUAGACGUAAAACUGAGGUUCCACAAAAGAAGGACUAAUUUACCAAAGAUAUAUAUUAUGGGUACUCUGUCAGCUAUUAGCAUUUAUAAUUUUAUAUAAAGCACAAUACAUACAUACAUACAUACAUACAUACAUACAUACAUAUAUAUAUAUAUAUAUAUAUAUAUAUAU